Messenger RNA from Mesocricetus auratus (golden hamster), 3442 nucleotides. It is a transcript of the gene Ighmbp2, whose product is annotated as immunoglobulin mu DNA binding protein 2. The record is from RefSeq and is marked provisional. Gene Ontology annotation, molecular function: ATP hydrolysis activity; 5'-3' DNA helicase activity; RNA binding. Lineage: Eukaryota; Metazoa; Chordata; Mammalia; Rodentia; Cricetidae.
CGCGGAGGAGAUGGCCUUGUCCACCGUGGAGAGCUUUGUGGCCCAGCAGCUAGAGCUGCUGGAGCUGGAGCGGGACGCCGAAGUGGAGGAACGCAGGUCCUGGCAGGAACACAGUUCUCUGAAAGAGCUCCAGAGCCGAGGGGUGUGUUUGCUGAAGCUUCAGGUAUCCAGCCAGUGCACCGGGCUGUACGGACAGCGGUUGGUCACCUUUGAGCCCAGGAAAUUGGGGCCUGUGGUGGUGCUUCCCAGCAACAGCUUCACAUCCGGGGAUAUUGUGGGUCUGUAUGAUGCUAAUGAAAGCAGCCAGCUGGCCACUGGGGUCCUGACCCGCAUCACCCAAAAGUCAGUCACAGUGGCCUUUGAUGAGUCCCAUGAUUUCCAGUUGAACCUGGACCGAGAGAAUACGUACAGACUGCUGAAGCUCGCCAAUGAUGUCACGUACAAGCGACUGAAAAAAGCGCUGAUGACACUGAAGAAAUACCACUCUGGGCCAGCGUCCUCACUCAUAGACGUCCUUUUGGGUGGUUCCUCCCCGAGUCCCACCACUGAAAUACCCCCAUUCACUUUCUACAACACGGCCCUGGACCCUUCCCAGAAAGAAGCUGUGUCUUUUGCACUGGCCCAGAAAGAAGUUGCCAUCAUCCAUGGGCCUCCUGGCACCGGGAAGACUACAACUGUGGUGGAAAUAAUCCUCCAAGCUGUGAAGCAAGGCUUAAAGAUUCUGUGCUGUGCUCCCUCCAACGUCGCUGUGGACAACCUGGUGGAGCGUCUGGCUCUGUGUAAGAAGCGGAUUCUGCGCCUGGGGCACCCCGCCCGCCUCUUGGAGUCCGCUCAGCAGCACUCACUGGAUGCAGUGCUAGCUCGGAGUGACAACGCCCAGAUUGUUGCUGAUAUCAGAAAGGACAUCGACCAGGUCUUUGGCAAGAACAAAAAGACCCAGGAUAAGAGAGAGAAAAGUAAUUUUCGAAAUGAAAUUAAGCUACUGAGGAAGGAACUGAAGGAGCGAGAAGAAGCAGCCAUAGUUCAGAGCCUCACUGCUGCAGACGUGGUCCUAGCCACCAACACAGGUGCAUCUUCCGAUGGCCCUCUGAAGCUGCUGCCUGAGAACCACUUUGAUGUGGUGGUGGUGGACGAGUGUGCCCAGGCCCUGGAAGCCAGCUGCUGGAUCCCCCUGCUGAAGGCCCCAAAAUGCAUCCUAGCCGGAGACCACAGACAGCUGCCACCUACCACCAUUUCUCACAAGGCAGCACUGGCUGGGCUGUCCCGCAGCCUGAUGGAGCGUCUGGUGGAGAAGCAUGGCGCUGGUGCGGUAAGAAUGCUGACAGUUCAGUACCGAAUGCACCAGGCCAUCACUCGCUGGGCCUCGGAGGCCAUGUACCAUGGGCAGCUUACCGCCCAUCCCUCUGUGGCAGGACACCUCCUGAAGGACCUCCCAGGUGUGGCUGACACAGAGGAGACAAGUGUCCCCCUGCUGCUCAUAGACACAGCCGGCUGUGGACUGUUGGAGCUGGACGAGGAGGACAGCCAGUCCAAGGGAAACCCCGGCGAAGUUCGCCUCGUCACUUUGCACAUCCAGGCACUGGUGGAUGCUGGGGUCCAUGCAGGUGACAUUGCUGUCAUCGCACCCUACAACCUUCAGGUGGACCUGCUCAGACAGAGCCUCUCCAACAAGCACCCUGAGCUCGAGAUUAAGUCUGUUGAUGGCUUCCAAGGCCGAGAGAAGGAGGCUGUGAUCCUGACCUUUGUCAGGUCCAACAGGAAAGGUGAAGUUGGUUUUCUGGCUGAGGACAGGCGGAUCAAUGUUGCUGUCACCCGUGCCCGGCGCCAUGUGGCAGUCAUCUGUGAUUCCCGCACUGUCAAUAACCAUGCCUUUUUGAAGACCCUGGUGGAUUAUUUCACAGAGCAUGGGGAGGUACGCACAGCCUUUGAGUACCUGGAUGACAUCGUCCCUGAGAACUACACCCAUGAGGGCUCCCAGGGCCACAGCCAUGCUCCCAAGCCCAGGGGCCCUGUCACCUCCAUCAGGAAGCCUACCAAUGAGCAGGAGAAUGGCCAAGAGGCCAGAGCAGCUGCUGGACAGGGCCGCAGGAAGCCGAACGAGAGGCCCCCGGGCUCUCAGGUCCACUCCCAGCCCAGCUCUGGUGCGAGAGGCUGUGAUAGAACUGGAGCAAUAGACCGCACAGAGCACUUUAGGGCCAUGAUCGAGGGGUUUGUGGCCAGCAAGGAGUCACAGUUGGAGUUUCCCGCAUCCCUGAGCUCCCAUGACAGACUACUAGUCCACCAGAUAGCUGAGGAGCAUGGGCUAAGGCACGACAGCACCGGGGAGGGGAAGGCCCGGCACAUCACUGUGAGCAGGAAGAGCCCUGCAGGUUCUGGCGGUGUGGCCCCACAGCUUCCUUCACCCCCCAGCCCUGCACAGGCUGAGCCUGAACCACUGUCACAACAGCCCCUUGGGCAGCCACAUUGCUCCACACAGCUGGAUCUGAAGGCACUGCACCUGCAGAGGCUGCAGAGACAGCAGGGCAGCCAAGCCCAACCCGCCAAGGCACAGCCAGGUGUGGGUUUGCAUCCACAGAAGACUCAACAGAAGAAAAAGAAAAAAGAAACAAAAGGUCCAGCUCUGCCCUGCGAGGAGGACUUUGAUGCCCUGGUGUCAGCUGUGAUUAAGGCUGACAACACCUGUAGCUUUGCCAAGUGCACGGCCAGCACCACCACCCUGGGCCAGUUCUGCAUGCACUGUAGCCGCCGCUACUGCCUCAGCCAUCACCUGCCUGAGAUCCACGGCUGUGGUGAAAAGGCUCGCGCCCAUGCCCGGCAGAUGAUCAGUCGGGAAGGAGUACUCUAUGCAGGCAGUGGGACCAGGGAUAGGGCUCUGGACCCGGCCAAGAGGGCCCAACUGCAGAGGAGGCUGGACAAGAAGCUGGGUGAGCUCAGCAGCCAGAGGACAAGCAAGAGGAAGGAGAAGGAGAGGGGGACAUGAGGCGAUGUCCCCAUGCAGGGCCGAGUGGGGCAGAGGGCCAGGGCCUGUGACCAGCUUCCUCGGCAGCAGGUGGAACACAGUCCAGCACUAGCCAUUUCUAUGCUCAUUCUGGCAUAUCCCCCUGUUCCUCAGUGACAAGGGUGGUGUUCUCAAAGAGACCUGCUUGGUCUUAGACUCCAUCAGAUUAACUGCCUGACUGCCCAGACCCCAUUAAUGCUGCUCAGGUGCGUGUCCUGAGAAGUGAGUGCCGUGCAUGGCUAGCUGGCCAUGGCCACCUCCAUCCUGUCUUCAAUGACACAGUGGGCAUAAAGUGUGUGCUCUGGGGAUAGGAGGGUGGCUGCUCCAGGGCUGGGAGGCUCCUAGCCUGUGAUUGCCUGCACUCUGCUGCUGCUUGGUGACUGGUGAGAAGGAGCCAUCCCAGGGCACCUCACUGCUCACCUCACAAAGUCUGCAUCCUCUCCA